CAAACGGUAUUUUACAAAAAUUUAUACAAAAAAAUUUGUCAAUUGAAAUCAUCGUUAAUUUACCGUUAAAUUACCGCAAAGUCAUUAUUGCCAUUGUUCAUUCUUCUUUUACUAUUAUUUUGGUAGCGUUCUCUUUUUAGUUACGUUUUACGUUAUAUUUUCAUGCGAUUCAGAAGAUCUCAAGAUCUCAGCCUCGAUAAAUUUCAAUUGUUCAUUAUUCCCUGCUAAUUACUUCUCGAUCGCAAUAUUUUCCCAAGCAGUUAAUACGCCCCUGCCGCGGCGCGUCGAAAGUAUCCGAUUCCGUUAGAUCUGAACGCCAUAUUCCGCAGCUAACUUUCAACCAAUAGGAAAACCUGUAUCAGCAAUGCACCUGGGUAACACAGGUAAGAUGUGGACAAGGCAAAGAGCGACCAGGUAGUUGUUCAGGUAUUUCCAGUCGAGCAUGAUCGGCACGUAGAGCUCUUUGCCGAAAGCUUCCCCUCCCUCUCCUUCUAUCUCUUUCUCCUUUUGGGUGUGUGCACAUUGUGAAAAUUUGUAAAUAGAUAAGAACUAAACGAAAAUCGGCCACAAUGCCGUACUACAACAGCGGCCACAGUCCCUCCACUUAUAAAGAUGGAGGAUCCAGUGGGCCAUCGAGCACAUCGGGCGGCCGAGUCAGUAGCUCCGAGCCGACGUACAUGAUGGAGCAUUUGGCCACAUUCACGGUCACGAAGGAAACCGGUAUUGUUUAUCCAGCGGACGGUAUGCGGCGACUUCUGCAGUUGGAGAAGAGUAACGGCAUUUGGAGCCAAAAGAUGCAGCUCCGUCUGGAACGGAACUGGGUCCUGAUCAUGGACAACGAGACAGGGGCCGUCAUGGAGCGAUUCCCAGCCUCGUUGAUACAGGAACCGACCGCAUUCACGUCGAGGGACCCUAUGGAGAUGUAUAACAACAUUCUCGUCUUCACAGUGGCGGAUGACAGCGGUUCCGGUCAGCGAGCAGAGAUGCAUAUAUUCCAGUGUCAAAGCGUCUCGGCCCAGGACCUCGUCGAGGACUUGAAAAUGUUGCAGAUGGGUAAACUGGUGCCUGGUGGUUCACCGAGGGGUCCUAGGGGACGUAUACCUCCGCCACCGACAUUGCCACCGCCGGAACCACCCUUGAACGGGGUGAACGUCCGGGAACAAGUGUCCGCCUUCAACGCUAACAAUGCGGACGGCCAGAACGACAUAUCUCGCGAAGAGAACAACGACGAGGUCUCCUCGACGUCCUCGGAGAAGUACGAACGCGACGUGACGAUCCUCAACCAUUGCUUCGACGACAUCGAGAAGUUUAUCGCGCGUCUGCAGCACGCCGCGGCCGCGUCCAAGGAGCUGGAGCGCCGCAGACGCAACCGGAAGUCGAAGAAGAGAAACCUGGGCGACGGUAUGCUGACGCUAAGGGCGAAACCGCCGCUGGAGAUGGAGUUCAUCGACAUCUUCCAGAAGUUCAAGCUCUCGUUCAACUUGCUGGCCAAGCUCAAGGCCCACAUCCACGAUCCCAACGCCCCCGAGCUAGUCCACUUCCUCUUCACGCCUCUGGCUCUCAUCGUGGACGCGUCCCGCGACACCAACUACGAUCCCAAUCUGCCCAGCAAAGUGGUGUCGCCGUUGUUGACCAGAGAGGCGGUCAAUCUGCUGAUCAACUGCGUGACCAGCAAAGAGACCGAGCUGUGGCACUCUCUGGGCGACACAUGGCUGAUACCGCGCGACCAAUGGAAAGGACACGUGCCACCGUAUCAUCCCAUCUUCGUGGACGGUUGGUCACCCGAGUACCCGAUACCCGAGGACAGAGACCACGAUCAUUUAGCCUCGCUACUAAACGCUGACAAACAAAAGAGGGACGAGCUGCCCGAGCAACAGAACGAUCCUUACUACAAUCACCGGGAGGUGGACGAGUCGCAUUACAGCAGCGAUUACUUGGAAUACGAGAGCAGAGAGGAGCGCGGUGGCAACGAGUACUUCGACAGGAGUUACGGUACCACUUCUGAGCUCUAUGGCAGGGAGGAGAGAGUGGUCGAUCAGACGAGGGCCCACAGCGACAUAUCCGUCGACUCCAUCGAGAGAACACCGAGGGUCGCCGGUAUGGAACGGGCCCAGGAGGCCUGGCUGGACGACCUGAUGGCCAGACACGCGAAGAUCGUGCAGGUCACUUAUCCCCGAACGGCGAACAACGACAAAGAGCUGACGGUCGUCAGGGGCGAGUAUCUGGAGAUACUCGACGACAGCCGGAAGUGGUGGAAGGCGAGGAAUUCCAGGGGCCAGGUAGCGCACGUGCCGCACACCAUCGUCACGCCCCACAAUCCGUCCCAUUCCGGCGAGAACGACGUUUUCAACAAUCCUCUGUACACCAGCCGAUAUCCGCGACAGGGGCACGGCUACAAUUACGAGGAUUCUGAAAUUGAGAGAACCAGCACUAGUCCAGGCCCGGAAGCCACUCAUCGGACACACGCGAUUCCGCCACCGGCGCCUGCAGAUUGGGUGAGGAAAGAGAGACUCGGGAAAAAAGAUGAGUCUACUGAAACGUCACCUACCAGUAGCAAGGUAAUAUCCUCGGUCGGGACCGACACCAACUUAGACACACCACCAACCCCCCUCGUCGAAAAUCGGAAAUUUAUGUUCGAGAACAAAUCAAUCGAGGUAGCUCAAGUUCAUCCACCACCUGCUAACGUGUCUGUGAAGGUGGCUCCUAAAUCAUCAACAUCACCACCACCACCACCGCCUCCACCACCUCCAACUCCAACUCCAACUCUGCAAAGUCAGUCAUCUGUCUCAUCUACCAGCUCAAGCAGAACAGGAACUCAGAAAAGCAACAAGUCUACCUUUGGGCCUCAAAGUCAGGAUCAAAUGCACCAGGAACUGAAAUUCGUCCUGAACAUCUACCGCGAGAAGAAACAAAACGUCAAAGACAUCUCGGGUCCCGACGUUAUUUUGGAUCAAUUUUCAUCUCCCAGUGAAGUGCACAACUGGCUGAUGGUUAAAGGAUUUUCAGAAAAGACUUGCAAACAGUUGAGGGAUAUGACUGGUUCGGAUAUAUUUGAUCUAACUAGACGACAAAUGGAUCACUACUGCGGCGCAGGAGAAGGCUCUAGACUCUACAGCCAAAUUACAUUAUUACGAACUGAAACCGAGAAGAAGAGUUCUCGAAAAUCGGAAUUGAAGGGAAUAUUGGAAAAAGCUCGUCACAGAGCAGAACAAUAGAACGUCUAUAAAAUACUCUCCAUAAAUUAAAGAAACAAAAUAUAAAUGAUAUCAUUCACAG
This is a messenger RNA of Colletes gigas, 3276 nucleotides long. Its product is annotated as epidermal growth factor receptor kinase substrate 8-like. The record is from RefSeq and is a predicted model, not a curated record. The transcript has 10 exons. Bases 570 to 3215 code for a protein of 881 amino acids. Gene Ontology annotation, molecular function: actin binding. Gene Ontology annotation, cellular component: plasma membrane. Gene Ontology annotation, biological process: Rho protein signal transduction; regulation of Rho protein signal transduction. NCBI's taxonomy places the organism in Eukaryota, Metazoa, Arthropoda, Insecta, Hymenoptera, Colletidae.